AUGGGUUGGUUUUGGUCAGACAAGGUUGAUCUUGCAUCAGCAUCAAAAGUACAAACACAACCACAAACUGGAAACCCUUCUUCAUCUUCGCUACUGGCAUGUCCUAUUGACCACUCGGCAUACACCAAAAGCAACCCAUCAUCAGCAUCUGCAUCAGCAUCUGCUGCUGCUGCUGCUGCUGCUCCAACAUGCCCCGUUCUUUCAAAAGAUAACGACGAAGUUUUGAAUCCUAUGAAUAACAUGCCGAUGGCUAUUUCAAGUGAACUCGCACCUGGACAGAAGAUCAAAUUAUCUACAGAAAGAACGAUAUCAACUAUUCCACGAGGCGAAACCCCCGACCAAGGCCAAUGGGAGUACCCGUCGCCACAGCAAAUGCUUAAUGCAAUGCUAGCCAAGGGAAAAGGAGAUGGUAUCCCUGAGGAUGCGGUGGAGUCCAUGGUUGAAGUACACAAUUUCCUUAACGAGGGUGCUUGGCAACAAAUUUUGGAAUGGGAGGACAAAUACACCAAGGAUACAAAGAUUGAACCAAGGUUAAAGAAAUUCACAGGAAAGCCCCACGAUCUCUCCCCAAAAGCUCGCAUGUAUUUAUGGUUGGGCCAGUUGUUCCCGGAAACAUUUAACACCAUUCCCCCAUUUGAUAGGCAUGACUGGACCGUGUUGAGAAGUCAAGGAAGAAACCAAGGCUGGAAAGAGGUCAGAUAUGUGAUAGACUAUUAUAGUGCGCCAGAUGACGAGGAAACGGGAAUGCCUGCGUUCAUGUUGGACACCAGACCUGCGUUGGAUGGCUUUGGAAGCAUUCGCGAUAGGAUUGUCACGUUUGCCGGUCCGGUUUGGAAAAAGGCAAUGGGUGAGAUUGAUGAGUUUUAA
This is a messenger RNA of Lodderomyces margitis, 867 nucleotides long. RefSeq names its product holocytochrome c synthase (gene CYC3). Gene Ontology annotation, molecular function: holocytochrome-c synthase activity. The coding region runs from base 1 to 867 and encodes 288 amino acids. The record is from RefSeq and is a predicted model, not a curated record. Gene Ontology annotation, cellular component: mitochondrion. Gene Ontology annotation, biological process: cytochrome c-heme linkage. NCBI's taxonomy places the organism in Eukaryota, Fungi, Ascomycota, Pichiomycetes, Serinales, Debaryomycetaceae. The transcript has a single exon.